Messenger RNA from Thermochaetoides thermophila DSM 1495, 297 nucleotides. RefSeq lists its product as uncharacterized. Bases 1 to 297 code for a protein of 98 amino acids. Gene Ontology annotation, cellular component: mitochondrion. The record is from RefSeq and is a predicted model, not a curated record. The transcript is spliced from 3 exons. Gene Ontology annotation, molecular function: ATPase inhibitor activity. Gene Ontology annotation, biological process: negative regulation of ATP-dependent activity. Lineage: Eukaryota; Fungi; Ascomycota; Sordariomycetes; Sordariales; Chaetomiaceae.
AUGCUCCGGACCUCGAUUGUCAAGGUUGCCCGCCCCGCGCUGCUCUCCCGGGCCACUUUCUCGACUACUGUGCGCGCCAUGUCCGCUGGUGACACUGGCGCUCCGCCGAAAACUGGCGGUUUGGGCGAUGCCUUCCAGCGCCGUGAGCGUGCUCAGGAGGAGCUCGCCAUCCGCCAGCGCGAGAGGGAGAAGCUCCUGGCGCUCAAGAAGAAGCUCGAGGAGCAGCAGGCCCACCUGAAGCAGCUUGCGGACCACAUUGACGAGAUCACGAGGGACCAGGGUGGCGAGCAGAACUAA